Molecule: messenger RNA, 2923 nt
Organism: Oncorhynchus kisutch (coho salmon)
Lineage: Eukaryota; Metazoa; Chordata; Actinopteri; Salmoniformes; Salmonidae
Product: guanine nucleotide-binding protein G(i) subunit alpha-like
Exons: 8
Coding region: 921-1985 (354 amino acids)
Biological process (GO): adenylate cyclase-modulating G protein-coupled receptor signaling pathway; G protein-coupled dopamine receptor signaling pathway
Cellular component (GO): cytoplasm; heterotrimeric G-protein complex
Molecular function (GO): G protein-coupled receptor binding; G-protein beta/gamma-subunit complex binding; GTPase activity
Source: RefSeq, a predicted model, not a curated record
AGUGUAGAGAGGCUAGCACUCUGAACAAUCUGGGGACCACCUCUUAGUCUAGCUGCUGUAAUUUUCAAUGUGUUCGUUUUAUGCUUUUUCAGACACCCUGAAAGCUCAUAGUCCUCUUAUGCCCCGUGGUUGAGAAUCACUGUAAUCAAUUACUGAUAGAUUUAGACUUCAUUUCCCAUAAGACCCAGCAAUUAUUUUGCUUGCGUCACAUGACGAUGAGAGUCAACAUUUGUUUGCUCAUCUCAUCUGCAAGCUUGCAUAAUUGUAGGGCCAGACAAUUUCAAUUGUUAACAAAAGAGCAGUCAACAGCCAGUAGUAUUUAGACGUGUGUGAGUAUUUUGAAUCAGUUUAGGGUGUUGAGAUUUUUUUUCGUGUGUAAACUUUUAACUCACGAUAUUCAGCAAAAAAAAAAAAAAAAACUUUUCAAGCCAACCCGGAAAGAACUUAAAGCUACAGUUAGCUACUAACUUUGUUUAGCCAAACGGACAAUUUCUAGCUACCUAACAUUAAGUUAAUUUGGUAACUAGCUACUUCAUUUGUUUCUUCGAAUGAAUGUUGAAUUUUCAUGCUCUUCUAUUAAAACGUUAAGUAUUCGGCUUCCUAGCAAGUUACAUGACAUAUGAAUAGUAAAAGCUAACAUGUACUAGCUAGCUUGCUGGCCAACGCCUUUUUUUCCUUUUUUGCCCCCAUUAUGCUCGUCGUCGCACUAAUGUAGUUUGGAAACGUGUCGUAGUUAACAUGGACCAGAAUUCUGCGGCAAGCGUUUGACAGACACAACAGUACAACUUUGUGGUUAGAAUUAGAAUGUCAUUCCGUCUUUUUUACUGAACGUUUUUUCCAUUUGGAUAACUUGUCAAACGCCAGGUAGCUUUCCAGUUUAACAUUAUCAUAGUAUUUAGGAUUUACCUGCUGGGAUCAAAAUGGGUUGCACACUAAGUGCCGAAGAUAAAGCUGCCAUGGAGAGGAGUAAAAUCAUUGAUCGGAAUCUGAGAGAAUCUGGCGAAAAGGCUUCAAGUGAAGUCAAAUUGUUGCUUCUAGGUGCUGGGGAGUCUGGGAAGAGCACCGUUGUAAAGCAGAUGAAAAUCAUCCAUGAGGAUGGCUACACACAGGAGGAGUGUAGCCAGUACAGGGUUGUGGUUUACAGCAACACCAUCCAGUCCAUCAUCGCCAUCAUCAGAGCCAUGGGCAGGCUUGCCAUUGACUUUGGGGACACAGCAAGAUCAGAUGAUGCCCGCCAGCUCUUUACCUUGGCCAGCUCAGCAGAGGAAGGGGUCAUGACCCCUGAACUGGCUGGGGUCAUCAAGAGGUUAUGGCAGGAUGGAGGGGUCCAGAUCUGCUUUGGCAGGUCCAGAGAGUACCAGCUCAACGACUCAGCCUCAUAUUACCUGAAUGACUUGGACAGGAUAUCCCAGCAGAACUAUGUGCCCACGCAGCAGGAUGUUCUGCGGACAAGAGUCAAGACCACCGGCAUCGUGGAGACACACUUCACAUUCAAGGACCUCUACUUCAAGAUGUUUGAUGUGGGGGGUCAGAGGUCAGAGAGGAAGAAGUGGAUCCACUGCUUUGAGGGAGUCACAGCCAUCAUCUUCUGUGUGGCGCUUAGUGACUAUGACCUGGUGCUGGCUGAGGAUGAGGAGAUGAACCGUAUGCAUGAGAGCAUGAAGCUAUUUGACUCCAUCUGUAACAACAAGUGGUUCACGGGCACCUCCGUCAUCCUCUUUCUCAACAAGAAGGAUCUGUUUGAGGACAAGAUCCAGAAGAGCCCGCUCACUAUCUGCUACCCAGAGUACUCAGGUCCAAACACAUACAAAGAGGCGUCAACUUACAUUCAGUGUCAGUUUGAAGACUUGAACAAGCGGAAGGAUACAAAGGAGAUCUACACCCAUUUCACUUGUGCUACUGACACUAAGAACGUGCAGUUUGUCUUUGACGCUGUCACUGAUGUCAUUAUCAAAGCCAGCCUGAAGGAGGUUGGCUUGUACUGAGACUCCUGCAACAUCUGCCUGUCAUCAUAAGGGCGGGAGUGUGUUGGAAUCCUCUCGCGCAUUUACAAGUGGGAAUUGCUCAUUGCCAUUGACAGUCCACAUCUAUGAUUGGCUAUUGGAAAGGUUCAGUGUUUGAACUGCAGAAGUAGGCUGCAGAGUACAUAGGGGCUGUUAGACCAUAUACUGUUGCCAUAAUGUAUGAUGAAUCCUUGGAUAUUUCAAGACAAGAUUACAUAGGCCACUUAUGUGCUUUUGCUUUUCUAUACUUUUGUUGUGGAUUCAUGGCUAUGGACUUACUUUUUAAGUUGUGAGUGUUGGAUUUCUAAUUUUUGAAUGUUAUUGCCAAAUAUCUGUCAAACCUUUCAAACAUCUGCACUUAGGCUUUCAGCGUUCACUUUAAAGGGUUAAAAGGUAUUAAUUACAUUGUAAAUGUUGAAUAGGAUAUCAACUAUUAUGCAUUUUCUGAGUUUUGAUAACUCUUUAUAACUGUCUUUAUAACUAAGUCUUUCUUACAGUAUAAAUGGUCAUGGCCUUGUCCACUAGUGUUAAGUAUUUUUAAUUAUCUCUUGGUAAUGUUAAUAUGCUGAAUUCUUAUCGUUUUAAUUCAUCACUAUUCAGAUCGUUACAUAACACUUAAGUAGUUUACUGGCUGUAAACCAACUGUAAGAGAUUCAUUUUCAGAUGAUAUCACUUGAUGUUUUAAACCACUUUUAAAGAAUAAGCUUUUGUAAUGGUUGCCUUGACUUGGAUUAUGUUGCCUAUUUUCUUUGGAUUAUCUUUGUAUAUAACUAUUUGUAUAAAGAUUAUGGCCUUUCACUUAGUGGCCUUAUUAGAAACUAAGUAUUUGCCAUUGAAAUGCUCAAUGCUCAUGUUAAUCACAUUGCCAUUUGGACAUUUAACAUGAAUGUUCCUUUUGAUUAAAUUGAAUGUGGGCCAAA